AUGCGCAACCCCAAUGGCUGUCGCGUAUUGCUCCUCCUCCUUCCACCCGGUCUCCUCCUUGCCAUCGCCGCCCUAACCAAUAUCCUCGAGAGCAUAUCCAAGGACAAUUUCGAAGACUACCUUGAUCGCGAUUGGCGCAGCGGUGGUCGCCAACUCAUCCUAUCACGCCCAGGCGGCACCGCCUCGAACGACACCACCGUGACCAUAGACAUCAACAACGUGCCCAUAUACGUCGUAUUGGGGUUAUGCAUACUAGGCUAUGGAGUUGGUCUGCUCAGCGCGGCUGGAAUAUGGCAGUUGAGGAGAACAGAGGGCACCGCGGCACAUGAGAGGAAGUGGACUUGGGUUGUCUUCGUGGUCAAUAUCGUGAUGGUGGGCGCGAGCCUGGGUGGCUUUGGUUAUGCGACCUCAGUCCAAAGCAGCGAGAAGAACUGGCAGAAUUAUGAAGACGUUGGACAAGAGGACCAGGAGCAUACGAGAGAGACGUGGGCAUGCCAGAUCAGUAAAUUUUAUCCUGAUAGGGAUUGGGCUGGUACUGCUUGCGGGACUACGAAAGCGAUGAGGUUCUUGCUGAUACCCAUGGCUGUUGCUGCGCUAUCGAUCUUUCUCAGUCUGUGGGUUCUCGUACGUGCGAGGGGAGGAGUGAAGUGGAUGUUUGGUGGGAAGGGGAGGUAUGCUGGGUUUGCAAAUGUUUAUGAGAUGCGACCACCUGGUCCACCAUCGCCUUAUGCUGGUCCACCAGGACAGCAAUGGGUUCAGCAGCCAUGGCCGACACAGUAUGGACAGCAAUGGGUUGGACAGCCCGUGCAACAGCAGUGGGCGCCGCAACCUUAUCAGCCAUGGGGCCCGCAGCAGCCUGUGCAGCAAUGGGGUCCUCAGCCCGGGGCCCAACAGCCCGUUUCUCAAGUAACAAAGUCAGAUGCUGCGCGUUGCAUGGCUUUCCCCUUCACUUAUGAUCUAGACCCGUUUCGCCUUCACCUUGAACCCGCCAAAAAGAGCAAGAGCGCUUCCGCCAUAAUUGUCAUGUCGGCAGGCUCUUCUCACGGUACGGCGCCAUCAGCAGGCACUUCAACGUCACUCGACCUCCUUCGUAGGGAUUUUGAAAAGCGAUUUGGAAAAAGCGCCAAUGGCGAGUAUGCGAAGGACUUCAAGAACCAAAGUUAUGCCACCAGCCUCGAUGACCUCGAUAGCAACGACGGUAAGCCUGCGCUACCAUACGCAGUAGGCGCUACAUUUGUUGCUCGCCGUCACGAACCACCUACGCCUUUCGGUCAUGGCUACGAUACUCCUUGGCCACCUUACAAGCCAAAGUAUCUUCGACGACCGCAGAUCGACUACUGUCUGAUUCGACAGCCACUCGUAGGUCGUACACUUGAUGAGUCUCGCGUACUCACGAUUACCGGCACGAUACGUACUGGUUAUUCCUUUGGAGCUCAGGUCGUUUCCGUCAAUGAAAAUAUAGUGGCGAAGAUAUACGACCCGCUAUACGACGCUGGACGUGAUUGCUAUGACAACAAGCGCGACGUCGUUGUACUAGCUGACGGAGACUACUCACGAGAAGCUGCCGCGUACGAGCAACUGCGACGAAGCCCUAAUACGUGGAGUCUGGUUCCGGCGUACUACGGGAGCUGGACAAUUGAAGUACCUACGAAAGUGUUCGAUCAUACAUUCACACGACAUGUCCGCCUCAUACUAAUGCAGCAUAUCAAGGGUACCGUCAUGAGUAGUGUCCAGCCUCAGUUGCUCUCUCGACAAAUACGUUUGGCGAUAAUGGAGAAAAUCUUAGAAGCUGAAUCUCUCAUCUUCAACACUGGUGUCCUGCACCGCGACAUAUCGCCCCGCAAUAUUAUGCUCGUCCCUCUAGCACCAAAUCUGUCGUUCAACGAUCCAAAUCUCCGUGUCGUUAUCAUCGACUUCAACGUUUCUAAUAUCAUCUGCCUCAGCAACGCUUCCUGCCACGCCUUAAACAACCCCAACCCCGAAUUUAUACAAAGAAAAUGGCCCGGUAAACUCCUUGGUCCAGUAACAAGGUUUUGGAAUGCGAUGGACGAGUUUAAGUGCAUGGAGCGAUGGAGAUGA
Alternaria burnsii is the source of this 2079-nucleotide messenger RNA. RefSeq lists its product as uncharacterized. Gene Ontology annotation, biological process: protein phosphorylation. The coding region runs from base 1 to 2079 and encodes 692 amino acids. NCBI's taxonomy places the organism in Eukaryota, Fungi, Ascomycota, Dothideomycetes, Pleosporales, Pleosporaceae. The transcript is spliced from 3 exons. The record is from RefSeq and is a predicted model, not a curated record. Gene Ontology annotation, molecular function: ATP binding; protein kinase activity.